GUUUUGGGAUUUGCGAUCGUAGAAAUAUUAUUCCUUAUUAUUCAAACUCGAAUAUUUGAAUAUAUCGGCUCUAAUUCCAUUUCAUUCACAGACAAAGGAUGAUCUUAGCAGCAAUACCGAUAGCUCUAAUCCUAUUUGUGAUAGUGUUUCACAUUCUGACCUACUUUCACCGGCGAAAGUAUUCCCACAUUCCUUCCAUACCAAUCCCUGCUUCUCCAAAAUGGAUCAUCGGACAUGGCCCCUUCAUUGUACAAAAAGCAAAAUUGUUGGGCUUCGACUUGACAGCGAUCGUGGAAUCAUUCAGAGCGGACCUAAGCGCAGACACUAUCGUUAUUUUCAGCCCUGGAAUUAAGUCUCCUAUGAUAUAUUCUGUUAGAGAACCGUUCUACUCAAAGAUUUUGAGCGAUCACAAAACGUUCCUAAAACCACCGCCGGCACUGGACUAUGUUAACGGAGUGAGAAUAUUAGGACCGAAGGGUAUUUUGUUGGAAAAGGGUAGCGAAGUGUGGUACCACAAGCGCAGGACGAUGGAUCCUGCUUUCCACAAAAAGUUUCUUAGGAUAUUAAUGGACAAAAUGAAUGAAAAAGCCAGCAAAGUAAGCAAUUACCUAGAUAGUCUACCUGAUAAGAAAAACAUUGACAUUCUGCCAAUUUUGGAGAGAACAGCUUUGGAGGUAAUCUGGAGCUGUGGUUUCAAUGAGACAGACGACAUCAUCACAACUGAAGACUCGCCAAUAAACCAGGCUGUAGCGGACAUAUUCAGGGUGGGAGCAAUGAAAAUAUUCAACUUCACCUUUUGGAUACCAGGAACUUUUAAAGCGGAGAAAAAGCUGCUGUUCGAAAAAGCAGAGUAUCUGCGGGGCCUGAUGACUGAGCGUCUGCAGGACCGAUUUGAUUCCAUAACAGCAGGGACUGACACGACAAAUGACAUCUUGUCCUACAUCAUCAGAGCUAACCAGUUCUCAGACAAGCUCACCAUCCAGGACGUUGUGGACGAUUUCUUUGUGUUCUUGAUAGCAGGCAUGGAGACUACAGCCAUCACUAUGUCAACCUUACUUUGGUACAUGCUCAAGGAUAAAGAAAUGGCCAGGAGGUUGGUGGAUGAGGUGAAUGUGGCAUUUGGAGACAAGGAAGAACUGGAGUUUGACGAUUUGAACGAUCUUGUUUACCUAGAGCAGUGUAUUAAAGAAGUGUUAAGGUUACAUGCUCCUUCAAGAAUCUCGUUCAGAAUCAGUCCAGAUAAGCCUGUCACAGUUGAUGAAAUUGUCUUACCUCCACAAUCCAGGAUCCUAGUUUCUAUUGAGGCAAUCCAUCAUACGGAGAGUAUCUGGCCGGAAGCAGAUAAGUUUGAUCCGAGCAGAUUUGACCCCGGUAAGGAUAUCCGACCUUUCACUUACAUGCCUUUCAACGCUGGACCUAGAGUGUGUAUAGGAAAACAUUUCGCAAUGAUGGAAGCUAAGAUUGUUCUAGCACGGUUACUCCGAGACCUAACUCUGUUUGAUCCGUACCCAGAGGAGAAGAAACUAGAGAUUCACACUCUUCUCCUGGCUCGACCAAAGAAGGGUGUUUUUGUGGGAAUAGUGGAGUGAGUUAAACUGUUGGAAGCACGUGUAGCAUGAUAUGUGAUACAGGUUAUAAAGCUCAUAUUGGACUGAGAGUUAUCAGC
Messenger RNA from Bolinopsis microptera, 1666 nucleotides. RefSeq names its product cholesterol 24-hydroxylase-like. Gene Ontology annotation, biological process: cholesterol catabolic process. Lineage: Eukaryota; Metazoa; Ctenophora; Tentaculata; Lobata; Bolinopsidae. The transcript has a single exon. Gene Ontology annotation, molecular function: heme binding; iron ion binding; cholesterol 24-hydroxylase activity. The coding region runs from base 99 to 1589 and encodes 496 amino acids. The record is from RefSeq and is a predicted model, not a curated record.